Messenger RNA from Drosophila obscura, 1743 nucleotides. It is a transcript of the gene ICA69, whose product is annotated as islet cell autoantigen 1. Gene Ontology annotation, biological process: regulation of transport. Gene Ontology annotation, cellular component: Golgi apparatus. The transcript is spliced from 3 exons. Lineage: Eukaryota; Metazoa; Arthropoda; Insecta; Diptera; Drosophilidae. The record is from RefSeq and is a predicted model, not a curated record. The coding region runs from base 276 to 1544 and encodes 422 amino acids. Gene Ontology annotation, molecular function: protein domain specific binding.
CCUUUUAUUUAAACUAUAAUUAAUAAACUAUCUAACAAAAACGAGCAUUUAAAGUUAGUCAAUCUUAUAGAAAAUGGAUUACUUUAUUGGAUAAAAUUAUAUGUUCUGUGUUGUGGGUGCUAGUUAGCUAGAGACUGCAAGGCGAAUAUCAAAAUCGUGGAAUAUCAACGCUAUCACCGAAGGCAGCGCUGCCGACGUCGCUGCUUCACUCGUUUUUUCCACUCACUUGUUCCAUUUUUUUUAACGUACGCAGCAGCCACAGCACCCCCGAAAAUAUGCUAAAAUCCGAGGUGCAACACCAAUUUUGGAUCACCAAGAAGGCGGUGCAGCGCAAGCUGGGCUCCAAGGAGGACAAGCACAUAAUAUCCUCGGACGCGGACCUAGACGCCAAGAUUGAGGUUUUCAAAUCAAUAUCGGACACCAGUCUGGAGCUGUGCAAGAUAAUAGACCAGUACCAGGAGCGCCUGUGCAUCCUGUCGCAGGAGGAGUGUGUCUUUGGCCGAUUUCUGAAGGAGGCGGGCAAGCGGAGCAAGACGACGGGCAACAGCAUCAACCACACAGCGAAGGCCAUGUCCUUUGCAGGACAGCAGCGGAUGUGUGUGCGGGUGCCAUUGCUGCGACUGCAGCACGAGGUGGACGUGUUUCGCUGUCGCGCCAUCAAGGACACGGAGGUCACGCUGCAGACGAUGGAGAAGGAGCGAACGGAGUACAGAGCCGCCCUGUGCUGGAUGAAGUCGGCCAGCCAGGAGCUGGACCCCGACACGGGCAAGGGCCUGGAUAAGUUUCGCACUGCCCAGGCACAUGUGCGCGUAGCCAAACACAAUUUCGAUGGCUACUCCUUGGACUCCAUCCAAAAGAUUGAUUUGCUGGCUGCGGCUCGCUGCAAUAUGUAUUCGCAUGCUUUGGUUGCCUACGUGGCGGAGCUGAAGAGCUUCGCCCAGAAAGCCGCCUCCACAUUCCAGACGAUAUCCAAUGCGCUGAUGGCCAAGCCCAAGUACGACUUCUGUGUGCUGAAGGAACUGUCCCAAAACGAGGGACCCAGCGAGAAGGUGCCGCCGCUUGAUGCCGUCGAUAAGGAUCAGUCGCUGUUCUUUGCUAGUGAAUAUCAGGACAAGCCAGACUCGUCGUUGGAGUUGAAGCAGCCACCACCCAGUGGGGAGAGAGCCCCGUCAGAGCCAGCCCCCCCGGUCUGCGGCGACAAUGAGUCCCUGCUCAUAGAACUCUCCAAGCAGCUGGAGGAGGAUAGUCCGCUGAUCGAUGCGCCCGUGGGGCAGGAAUCCCCACUGAUGGAUGCCAAUCACACGAGCACCAACAGCAAGUUCUGGGCACGCAUGUUCAAUCAGCAGCAGGCGCAGAAGCCAAUGCCAACCACCACAGCCGCAAAGUCAGCCACCAGUGGCCCAGCUCUGACGGCAGCUGUCAGCAAAUCCCAGACGACCAACAAUCCGUGGCUGGACCUUUUUGCCGAUCUGGAUCCCCUGGCCAAUCCGCAGGCGUUCGAUCUGAAAAUGAGUGGAGGACGCAGCGUGGCGGAGCAGACAUAAAAUUGGCGUACGCCUUGGUUUCCGGCCCAAUCCCGUCGGCAUAUACACAUAGUACGAAUAUAUAGCAUAUAUAUAUAUAUAUAUCUUUACAUACCUGUGGGAACUAGCUAGUCAAAUGGAGAAGAAUCUUUGGAUGUAACUUUUCGCUAAACGUUCAAAAACUUUUUAUGGUUUAUUUAAAUAAAAUUUAUAUGGGACA